AUGGUAGCAAUUGUGAUAGCAUGGUCUAAUUCAAACGUACGACAAGCUUGUGUUGGAGCUGUCAUCUGUGGCAUAUGUAUAUUAUUCCUUAUUGGUAGUGUUUCAGUCACCAGAUCAUUGAUACUAACAGAAGCUGCGUGGCUUUCAGUAUUUUCGUUCUUUUCACUGAUAUCAACGGUUAUCUCUUUGUCAGUAACACAGAAGCCAUCGGUUAAUUAUACGUACGGCUUUGCUCGAGCACCUGUUCUUGCUGUCUUUGCUACAACCGUACUUGCAACUUUAGCAGCAAUAUUUUUGAUUAAAAAAAGUAUGGAGCAUAUUUUGGAGGAUGAUCAUCAUCUUCAUCCAAAUGGUUUAUAUAUUUUUGGCGCUAUUGCAGCAUCUGUUUCACUAGAAAUUGCUGCUUACGGUGUCAAAAAUCAACCAAUACAACAUGUACUUACUGCAUCCAGCAAAGGGAAAGGAAAAGGAGUAGAGGGAGAAGAUGCAGAAGAGAAAGGAAAAGGAGUAGAGGGAGAAGAUGCAGAAGAGAAAGGAAAAGGAGUAGAGGCAGAAGAUGAAAGUAGAUUAAUGAUCUUCCCGGUGAAAGGUGAAGAUUUGGAAGGAAAAGAACAUUUUGCUGAUAUUUCCCAUGCAAUCUGUUACAUUCUGCCCGGUCUUAGCGUACUUUUAUUGCCUAGACUGAAUGCAUUAUCACUUUUAGCUCUUUUAACAACUGUAGCAUGUGUAAUUACUCAUUGGUUUGUGUCGAAUUUUUGGUGGAUUGAUGCGGUUGCUACAUUAAUACUUUCAAUUUGCAUCUUUCUCACAAUGUGGCCACUGUCAAAAUAUACCGGUCGAAUUUUAUUACAAACUACUCCACCCCAUAUUCAUAAUCAAUUAGACAGAUGCAUAUCAGAAGCGUCGACAAUAGAUGGAGUUCUAGAAUUGCGGCUGGCUCACUUUUGGCAGUUGGACUUUACAACAAUGGCUGGUACAGUAGAUGUUCGAGUACGUCGAGAUGCUGACGAACAGUAUGUGCUAGCGUUGGUUACAGAAAAGCUUUCUGCUGUAAUCUCCAUAUUAACAGUGCAGGUUGUUAAGGAUGUAGUAACAAAUUGGCAAGGGACAUGUAAAACGCAAUCAGUACCAUACGACCUGCUUCGAGCUCCACAAUUUCAUUCUUCUCGUUCAUUAAAUCAAUUCGAAGAAUCAUCUUCCCAUUCUCAUUCUCAUUCCCAUGAACAUGAACAUGGCAAUCCCGAUGAAGGUCAUGGCCAUUCACAUAAUGUUCAUCAUAGACUUGAUUAA
This is a messenger RNA of Acanthocheilonema viteae, 1290 nucleotides long. The record is from the annotation of a GenBank genome assembly. NCBI's taxonomy places the organism in Eukaryota, Metazoa, Nematoda, Chromadorea, Rhabditida, Onchocercidae.